Molecule: messenger RNA, 558 nt
Organism: Lactuca saligna
Lineage: Eukaryota; Viridiplantae; Streptophyta; Magnoliopsida; Asterales; Asteraceae
Source: the annotation of a GenBank genome assembly
AUGAGAACUAGCACAACAUAUGCUAGUGGGUUGGCAUUGGUUCCUUGGACCCACAUGUAUAUUGAAGACACUCGCCUAAAUCACAAAGCUGACCUUAGCAAAUUGCUCUCCUGCCAAAAGACUAGUGCUCGACCCCUCCUAUCAAUCCAUACAAGGUCCAGAAAAGUGGGUCCUGAAGCUUUCCUGAAUGCAACUUGGUCUCACGCUUCAUCAAGCAUGAAUACAAAGUAUGUCUGUGAAUCUGUCAUCAUGAAGGAAUUAAUCCAUUUCCUUGCUAAUUCCUAUGAAGUAAAGAGAAAAAGGUUAGCAGAGAUGAAGCAAACUGUGAAAGUUGCAAAGUUUCAGUCAGUCAUUCCCAUUUCAGGAUUCGAUUUUGUGCGUGAGCCUUGUGAAGGAGUAUUGCUUUUUGGGCCUCCUGGGAAAAUAUUUAUUGCCAACGCACUUGCAAAUGAAGCAGGAGCUAACUUCAUCAGCAUAACUGGUUCCACAUUUACAUCUAAGGUCGGUGUUGGUGAAGUUCAAUACCAUGGUGAGUUGCAAGGCUUGAAGUUGCCAUGA